UCCGGGGUCCGGAGCCGAGGGCUCCCCCAUGAAGAAGCGGAUGAUGAACAAGCUGUACAUCGGGAACCUCAGCCCCGCCGUCACCGCCGACGACCUCAAGCAGCUCUUCGGCGACAGGAAGCUGCCCCUGGCCGGACCGGUCCUUCUCAAGGCCGGCUACGCCUUCGUGGACUACCCGGACCAGAACUGGGCCAUCCGAGCCAUCGACACCCUGUCGGGUAAAGUGGAAUUGCAUGGCAAAGUCAUGGAGGUUGAUUACUCAGUCCCUAAAAAACUAAGGAGCAGAAAGAUUCAGAUACGGAACAUCCCCCCUCACCUACAGUGGGAGGUGCUGGAUGGACUUUUAGCUCAAUAUGGGACAGUGGAGAAUGUGGAACAAGUCAAUACGGAUACCGAAACUGCAGUUGUCAACGUAACAUAUGCAACAAAAGAAGAGGCAAAAUUAGCCAUCGAGAAGCUGAGCGGGCACCAGUUUGAGAACUAUUCCUUCAAGAUCUCCUACAUCCCAGACGAAGAGGCGAGCUCCCCUCAGCCACCUCAGCGAACUCGUCGCGGGGGACAUUCUAGGGAGCAAGGCCAGUACCCAGGAAGCUCCACGCAGCCCAAACCGCUCGAUUUCCCGCUUCGGAUCCUGGUCCCCACCCAGUUUGUUGGAGCGAUCAUAGGAAAGGAAGGUUUGACCAUAAAGAACCUUACUAAGCAAACCCAAUCCAAGGUAGACAUUCACAGAAAGGAAAAUGCCGGGGCAGCGGAAAAGCCAAUCACUAUCCACGCCACCCCCGAGGGGUCCUCCGAAGCAUGCCGCCUGAUUCUCGAAAUCAUGCAGAAAGAGGCCGAUGAGACCAAGUCCGCUGAAGAAAUUCCUCUGAAAAUCUUAGCCCACAAUAGUUUGGUUGGAAGACUGAUUGGAAAAGAGGGACGGAACCUGAAGAAAAUUGAACAAGACACAGGGACCAAGAUAACCAUCUCACCAUUACAGGAUUUGACCAUUUAUAACCCUGAAAGAACCAUCACAGUGAAGGGCAGUAUUGAAGCUUGCUCUAAUGCUGAAGUAGAGAUCAUGAAGAAACUGCGUGAGGCCUACGAGAAUGACGUAGUGGCUGUUAAUCAACAAGCCAAUCUGAUCCCAGGGCUGAACCUCAGUGCACUUGGCAUCUUCUCCACAGGAUUGUCCAUGCUUCCUUCCACCGCUGGUCCCCAUGGAGCAACAGCUGCCUCACCCUACAACCCCUUCGCUAGUCAUUCGCCAUACCUCUCGGGUCUGUACGGAGCUUCCCGGGUUGGCGCAUUCCCGCAUCAGCACUCCGUGCCGGAACAGGAGGUGGUGAAUCUCUUCAUUCCCACCCAGGCAGUAGGUGCCAUUAUUGGAAAGAAGGGCCAACACAUUAAACAGCUGGCGAGAUUUGCUGGGGCAUCCAUCAAGAUUGCCCCGGCAGAAGGUCCAGACGCCAGUGAGAGGAUGGUCAUCAUCACGGGACCACCUGAAGCGCAGUUUAAGGCCCAAGGGAGGAUAUUCGGAAAACUGAAAGAGGAGAACUUUUUUAACCCAAAAGAAGAAGUGAAGCUUGAAGCCCACAUCAAGGUGCCUUCCUCAGCAGCCGGCCGCGUCAUCGGCAAAGGUGGCAAAACGGUGAACGAACUGCAAAACUUAACUAGUGCGGAAGUAAUCGUGCCCCGUGACCAAACACCUGACGAAAACGAGGAAGUGAUUGUUAAAAUUAUCGGGCACUUCUUUGCCAGCCAGACCGCACAACGCAAGAUCAGGGAAAUUGUUCAGCAGGUGAAACAGCAGGAGCAGAAGCCCCCUCCUCAGGGAGCCCCCGCCUCCCAGCGCAGCAAGUGAGGUUUCCGGCGGCGUCGGCCGAGCAACAACGAUGAAUGUAGCCCUUCCAACACCUGACGGAACGAGACAAAACCAGAAAAAGACAGAUCGGGGAGCAAACCAAAGACCAUCCUGAGGCAUAAGAACUCUCAGCCCAAGGCUGGGGCCCUGCAGAGGACUUGAAGUGCACAAGGCGGAAAGGGGCGGUGGGCGG
This is a messenger RNA of Ornithorhynchus anatinus (platypus), 2036 nucleotides long. RefSeq names its product insulin like growth factor 2 mRNA binding protein 2 (gene IGF2BP2). Lineage: Eukaryota; Metazoa; Chordata; Mammalia; Monotremata; Ornithorhynchidae. The coding region runs from base 29 to 1843 and encodes 604 amino acids. Gene Ontology annotation, molecular function: mRNA 3'-UTR binding. The record is from RefSeq and is a predicted model, not a curated record. Gene Ontology annotation, biological process: nervous system development; regulation of gene expression. Gene Ontology annotation, cellular component: cytoplasm; cytosol; nucleus. The transcript has 16 exons.